This is a messenger RNA of Aethina tumida (small hive beetle), 4042 nucleotides long. RefSeq names its product YLP motif-containing protein 1-like. The transcript is spliced from 9 exons. Gene Ontology annotation, biological process: regulation of telomere maintenance. NCBI's taxonomy places the organism in Eukaryota, Metazoa, Arthropoda, Insecta, Coleoptera, Nitidulidae. The record is from RefSeq and is a predicted model, not a curated record. Gene Ontology annotation, cellular component: nucleus. The coding region runs from base 137 to 3697 and encodes 1186 amino acids.
CGGCUAGUAAAUAAAUCGUAUAAACAUUUAUUUAAAAUGCAACUUUAAUGAAUAUAUUUAGUUUAAAAAGCUAUAGUUUUAAGUUUGUGCGCAUUGGAAAUAGUCGGAUAAAAUCAUCCAACAUUUGAAAAAACAGAUGUCUUGGCAAAAUUGGCCUCAGGCACCAGUUGCUGCCAAUUUAGGGCCAGGGAUUGUGAAUUCGGCUCCAACAGUUGUGACUCCAGCCAUGCAAUAUAGCCCAGAGCAGUGGGCACAGAUGCAGCAUCAGAACUGGCAACAGUGGGCCCAGUGGCAACAACAAUAUCAACAAUGGCAUCAACAGUAUGGAGCAGAGUAUCAAAAAUCAAUGGGAGCGUUAGGCGCUCAGCCCCCAUUGCCAGCAGUACCCACCAUUGGCGUUCCACCGCCUCUUCCUGUAGAACCUAAACCUCCAUUGCCUCCAGAAGAUCCUCCUAGUGAUCAACAUGGCCCAAAUUUUUACGCAUCUGCUCCUCCUCCAAAGCCAAAUGUUGGAUACACUACUGGCACACCAAACGUACAAGGCAAUUAUCAAAGGGCGAAUUGGAAUCAGAAUAAAAGGCCGUACGGAUAUCAGAAUAACGAUUAUGACAACAGCAAAAGGUAUAUGACAGAGAAACCCAAUAACUGGAACCAAAAUCAAUGGAACAAACCAGAUUUGACGCAAGCGCCACCAAACUUUCCUCCACCCGAGAAUCAGCACCAUCCACCAACACAAAGUUUUUCUCAACCUCCUCCAACCAAACCUAAUACGGAAGAAUUAACAGAAGCUGAAAAAAAAUUUGAUAAAGAAUUUGCUGCCUGGGAGGAGCAAUUCAAUAAGUGGAAAGAACAGAAUGCUAAUCAUCCUGAUAAAAAUCAAUAUCGUGAAUAUGAGAAAAAGUGGGAGUCCUGGAGAAACUCUUUAUUAGAACGUCGAGAGCAGAUGAGAAGGAAGAGACUCGGUAUUACUGCUCCAAAAAAUGUUUCUGGAGGUUCACAAUCCAAUCAAAAUCAAUCCAACAAACCACUAACUGAUCAACCAAGUAUAUCAGACAAUUUUACCAAGCCUCCUCCCACCCUUAAUAAUGAGCCACUUAAAUUUAAUUUUCCAGGGUCAUUUACUGAUGGCCCUGAAGAUUCUGGCGAAGGGUUUCUUAAAGGUACCGCUACUGGUGGUAUACCUGGAUUAGACUUGGUAAAGGAUGACGCUCCCCUUGAUGAUGACCCAAUUGACAAAGAUAAUAUUAUUGAUUUGGAUAAAGAUGAAAGGAGAAUCGACGGUUCCAAACAAGAUGAUAGAAAAGAACCUGAUUUUGAAGCAAUUUCCAAAGGGAUUAAUAACAUUUUAGGAGACGAGAAACUUAUGAGCAUGCUUUCAAUGGUUACCAAAAAUCAAACUCCUGUUUCUAGUAAUCCCAUAACCACCACAAUUACAAAACCACAAGGUGAUAUUCAAGAUCAUCAGCAGAUUAAUGAUCAUUCCAGUCAAGGCUUUGAUGAUAGAUCCAAUCAAGGGGAUUACUAUAAUCAACGGGAAGUCGUUAACAACUUCGACGAUCAGACAAGGAGUAGUUUUACUAUGGGACCAAAUGAGAGUGACGGGGGUCGAUAUGACAGGCGAUUUGAUCAGAAUUUCCAGAACUUCCGUCCUAAUAGUGGUGGAAGAUUCAAUAAUGGGAGCGAUCAGAAUAAUUUCAGUGGUAGUUUUAAUCAAAGAAACAUAAACAAUAUGGUUGACAAGGGUAAUUUUGGUAGAAAUAUGGGAGGAAGCGGAGACUUUGCUAAUAAUAAAGGGAUGGGGAAUUUUACUAGAAAUGACAAUUUUAACCAAGGAAAUAAUUUCAAUUGUGGAGAUAAUUUUAAUAGCGAUAAUUUUAAUAGAGGCGUUAAUUUUAAUAGAAACAGUUUCAAUAGAGGCGACAAUUUUAAUCCGAACAGGAAUUUCAACAGAAAUGAAAAUUAUCAAGAAGGUGAAUAUUAUAAUGAACAAAACUAUGAUGAUUACGAUAAUUAUAACGAGGCGGAAGACUAUGAAAGCUAUCAUAAGAAAUUUACUGAAAAUGAAUAUGAUAAUAACUUGAAUCAAGAUGUUAAAGAUCCAGUUAAGGAUGAUAAGAGUGAACCAAAACUGGUCUCUGAAACUGAUACCAUUUUUGAACCUGCAAAAGUCAUCGAUUAUGACCAUAAAUCAAUUAAAAAAAAUGAUUUGGACAUAAUCUUAGAACCUAUGCGGAUGUUUGAUUACCGUCACAAACCCCUAAAUCGCAUACCGCUGCCACAGCGUCCAGAAUGGCUUUCGAAGACGGUACGUUUUAUUCCCGAAUUCGACCCUAUCGCCAUUCCGUACGAAAGGUCAUUUAUACAUCCACGGCAUCCGCAAGACAUGUUGCCUCCUAGAGGAAGACCAUUUAGAGAUGUUACACGUUGGCCGCAAUGGGACAACAGGUACGACGAUCGGGGAAGAGUGAGGUCACGUGAAUUUGAAGGCAGGAAAAUGGAGAGAGACAAAUUUGAUAGGAAAAAUAGUAGAUCUCCGUCGCCGCGCGUCGGCAAAGUUAAGAAAGACUUCGAGGUAGAUCGGAAGCCCAUGGAUUUUGAGGAACUGUCUGAUGACGAUAUGGAUUGGGAUGAUGAUAAAUUGGACAAUGAUAAACCGUCUGACAAAAACGUUGGACAAAGUAUUACGCAACUUGAUAAAGCCCCGGUGGGAAAAAAUAUGUCUGGAAAUUACAAUGUUAAAACUACCAUGAUUGAGGAUUUAAUAUGCCAACCAGGCAGAUAUAGUAGACCACCUAAAAUUGUCAUUAUAUUAAGAGGGCCUCCAGGCAGCGGAAAAACUUACUUAGCUAAGCUUAUCAAAGACAAAGAGGUCGAAAAUGGUGGUUCCGCACCAAGGAUAUUGUCACUGGAUGAUUAUUUUAUGGUGGAACAAGAAAAAGAAGUUGUGGAAGAUGGCAGGACCACCAAAGUGAAGGAAAUGGUUUACGAAUACGAGAAAGAAAUGGAAAGUUCAUACCGAGCUUCUCUCAUAAAGUCGUUUAAAAAAACCAUUACUGAUGGUUAUUUUCCUUUCAUAAUCGUGGAUAAUGUUAACGAGAAGGUCAAGUAUUUCGGUGAAAUGUGGAGUUUCGCCAAGCAAAAUGGUUUCCAGGUCUACAUAUGCCAAUUGGAUCUGGACCCUCAAGUCUGUGCCGCUAGGAACAUUCACGGACGUACGGAGCGGGAGAUUGAGGAUUGCGUGGCCGCAUGGGAACCGGCACCCUCACAUCAUCCUCUAUUAGACGCCAGCGGAUUGCUGAGCGCUGCUCCUAUUCAAGAAGUGGAGAUGGAAGUUGUUGGAGUCGCGGAAGAGAACGUGGAAGAGGAGGGGGUACAGGACCAUGUAAGAAGUAAAUGGGAUAACUUCGACUGUUCUAUUAACAACCUCGCCAAACUCGAUGGCGUCAGCAAACCCCUCCGCCCCUCACGGACCAUGGAAGAAUACCUGCAGCUGGAAGAUGAACAGUGGUCACCGCCAAGAUCCACAAAGCCAGGACAAAAGAGGGUUAGAUGGGCGGACUUGGAACACCAAAAACAACAGGCCAAAAUGAAGGCAUUGGGAUUUGUUGUAGGCCAAAAUUGGGACAAAGUGAUGAAUAGUACUGGGGAAAGUGCGUUGACUCAAACCAAGUAUAUCGAGAGAGUGAAUCAGUUUUAAGGCGUCUGUGUAUUUGUUUUCAGUUAGAAAUUUACGAAUUGACUAUUUUGUAAAAAUUUUUGAUGUAUUUAUUUUGAUAUUUAAUCUGUUGUACAUACCGUUUCAGUUAAGAUUCAAAAUAUAUUUGCUGUGACAGACAGGACAUGUACAAGUAACUAUUCUUUAAAAAUUUGUAUUAAUAGAAGGCAAUACUUGUUGCCUUUGAAUAUGUGGAAUUAAUUGUUAUAAUAUAAUAUUCUAGUUAUUAUAUAUUUACGCAAUAUUUUGCUUCUUUACAUGAAAAGUUAUCAUUUAGGGAACACUAUUUUCAAAAAUGUUCUUAAUUAAAAUACACUGUUUCAAUUA